Molecule: messenger RNA, 2488 nt
Organism: Fusarium odoratissimum NRRL 54006
Lineage: Eukaryota; Fungi; Ascomycota; Sordariomycetes; Hypocreales; Nectriaceae
Exons: 3
Coding region: 610-1287 (225 amino acids)
Cellular component (GO): nucleus
Source: RefSeq, a predicted model, not a curated record
CAAAUAUGAGGCUGUAUUGCAAGCCCCCAGGACGCAAGAAAAGGUGCAAAUCAUGCUCAAAUACAACCAUCCAUCCAAGAAAACGCUCUCCUCAUUCUCAGUGAAAUACGCACGCUCUACUUGACUCCCAAUAACAGCCGCAGCAGUUCAACACCAUACACAACACAACACUACCAUAUCAAGACUAUACCCACACCAGAUCGUCGUCACCCACACCCCCAAAGCAUCCGCCGUCUCUGUCAAUUCGCCUUUCAGGGUCCAUCACGAUUUGCAUUCGCAUCUGGAAACCUUUGAAAGCUCCGCCCGCACAGUUAUUCCCUGACAAGUCUGACUGUCUUCUGGGGCCUCAUCUGGGAUAACUAUCCAGCCGCAUCCUGGACGCUCCACGAGUUCCUCCUCGCUUACCUGCCAGUUCAUUCAUCCCUCAAACUUGCAACCUAUGCGCUUCCAGCUUUUCUAGCCGACUGAUACCUGACGACUCCAACAUCUUGCAACGCUGCUGACUGACUCCGUCAUACCUGACCGCGUAUAUUCUGGUGCUACCUCAGCUGAGGAAACAGGGGCCCGGGCCUAUAUAUCACCUUGCUCAUAACUCCUGUUAUCCUCGACAUGACAGCUUCCAUGCGUGCCAUCUCUUCAACACUACCUCUAGGCUUUCCAUCCUCACGCUCGCCCUCUCCUCACUGCUCAGCCAUGGCGUCCAAGACAGCUCCAGCUAUGAAUCCCUGGGAGGUUAAUGCUCUCAAUUAUGAGUUUCCUCAAGAGGGCUCCUUCAACGUUGAUGGCACAGUAAACUCUGCAGGUACUUGGCGUCGAGUUCAAGACCCCGUCAUCUACCCCGGGCUCUACGCUCCCAGUGGGAUCGACAUCAUGUCCAUCUUGUUCCGCGUCAUGGGCCGACAAAACCCUCAAGUUGUUCUUGGUCCAGUGGACUGUUCUGUCGCUCUUGUCGUGUGCGAUAUGGGUCAGGCCGAUGCCCCCGUUAUCUAUGUUUCUGACUCAUUCUCCGAACUCACUGGAUACACGGCUCGUGAGGUUCUUGGCCGAAAUUGCCGCUUCCUCCAAGCACCACCAGGACAUGAACGGUCUCUCGACAGGAAGGGUACGGACAAGGUCGCUUCACACCGCAUGCGUCAGGCCGUCUGUGCUGGAAGGGAGAUUCAGAUCCCCGUCACCAACUACAAGAAAUAUGGCCAGCCCUUCAACAACCUCCUCACCAUAAUUCCCGUCCCCGUCGAUGAAACUGGCCGUCGUUACUGCAUCGGCUUUCUGAGCGAGAUGGAUUGAGUAGUCAAGCCUACCGCGAUCUCGAAGUGUUUGAUAACACUCCCGACGACGACUUGACAACACAGAUUGAUAGUCUCAACUAUUGGACCACCAGCGACGUCGUCCAUACAACGCCGCACAACGAAGCAGGGACUCUCUCUGUCAUGAAAUUCCAUAACGACACCAACCUCUUACAGCUAUCGGCAUACCAACCUGGUCUACCAGCCUUCUUCGAGAUUCUUGUCCGACCUGCACUCACUCCACUUUGUGGACUUUGGAGGUGCUCACCCAGUUCCGGUAUCUUUUUGCUUUAAGGCAUUUAUGAAUAUUUACGAUACCCUCUGCAUUGGCAUAUUACUUUUCUCAGUCAACACAUUUAUGGCUCCUCAUUUCAGAAGCACUUCAAGGUGUUCAGGUCUUUUUUUUUUACUAGAACAAAUGGCUAAGCGUUGUUAUUCUGUUCCCGCUGUCUUGGUCUUUUCCUAUCAUAGUCUGAUGAUUUACGCUCCCAUGGUAAGACUUUUGGAUUUUUAGAUUUUAUUAGCUGGAAAUCGAGCUCGGGCUUGCAUAGUACAGCAACGUGGGUCGGGAAAAGACAGUUUCAUUUGUUAUACAUGUCGCUGUCAGGCACGAGCAUACGCUGUUGGGCGCAGGAGGAGUACAUACAUACAUUUGAUUUGAUUUGGUUUGAUUUGUUCGACAUUGCGUCUUGUUAAUGUGAUGGGCCAAACAAGAUGGUCACGAGGGCCUGAGUCAGAGUUGCGUGGAAUCACGACGAAAUACGCUACAAAACAGUAUCUGGGGAUGCUGUGGAUGAUCUGACCGGCUGUCAGAUCAUGGAAAUACAUACAAUAAACAUUCUGAACCAAGAGGAUUUCUUGUUCAGCCGGCAUUUGUCUGUGAUUGUCCCGCAUCAACCGACAACCCUUGUCUCGAUCUCCAGACCUCCCUGUCAUGCCACGAGAUCGAGCCAAGGGUUUGAAAGGUCAAAUCAAUACUGGACUCUCACUGUACACACACUGAUGCCCAAAAACUCAAAAAACAAGUCAAGGGACAGCAAAAUGGGUCUCCGACGUUUCCUGUCACUGCCAAACUUGGUAAAGGCUCAAUUAAAGUUUUGUGUCAGAACUUGGCGAUUGCUUCAACAAGUUAUUAGGAGGGUCAGAGGCAUCAGCUCAGAAGCGAACUUCAUGAUUUUACUAAUAAAUAUAUUCAACGCAAA